AUGUCACACGUUCACGGCAAAGGCCGCGCUCGCGGAGCCUCUAUCGAUAUUUUGUUGCCCAAGUUGGCUGCACAGCGCAGCUGUUUUACGGAUGGAAGGGACAAAGACUCAGGGCAGUCCAAAAACGAGACCGUUACUGCCACCAUACCGGUUGACAGGCAUCUUUUUCCGGACGGUUCCUGUGGCGCGACAAUGCAGGACAUGAAGCUCACCUGGGGUUCAAACAAUCAACCUUCAUUCAAUCUUUCCCUGACCUUUUCCAAGCUGCCCAUGUCAGCCUCAGGCAAGGAGGAGACUGUCGUGAGCUCGGUCUUGUUCGUAUACAAUGUCAGUGACCUUCUCUUCCCGGACAUCGGUGAAAUUGGUACGUCGUUUCGCUUGCUGUGCACACCCCCUCUUUCUUGGAUCGGGUUCAGGGCGAGUUAA
Molecule: messenger RNA, 426 nt
Organism: Dibothriocephalus latus
Lineage: Eukaryota; Metazoa; Platyhelminthes; Cestoda; Diphyllobothriidea; Diphyllobothriidae
Source: the annotation of a GenBank genome assembly